AAUGAAUUUCUUUCUUUUAUAGGUACAUUUAUGAGCAUUUGCAUCUUUCCAGUAAGAAUAGUUAUUUAUUCUGAUGUUGUAAUUACUAUCGUCCAACAAUCAUAAAUUCAAAUUGAAAGAACAAACGGGUGGUCUUUCCGCCAUUUCCAUCUUUUCAGAUUCUCAUAAAUCAACAAUGGAUUCUUCAUCCAUUUGCCCUUUCUGCCAUUCAUCAGUUCCAUCUUCCCAACUGCAAUGGCACGCCAACAAUCACUUCGAACAUGACGAUCUCCAACGCGCUACUGAUUUCGAGUUAGCUCAGCAACUCGCUCUUUCACCCAGUUCGCCUCCGAGAAAACAAGCAGCUAGUGGCUUGCAUUCUGCUAAAACUCAUGAAGGCUCUAAUAAUUGGUAUAAUGGCAUUGUGGCUGGUAGACAUAAUGGAGCGUGGAAAGUGGAUGAAAAGAUCUCUUGUUUGGUUGAUUUACAGAGAAAGAGUGAGUUUUACAAGAUUGAAGCAGGUUUAAUAGACUUGUUGAAAAACUGUUUGGAGUCUGAAGCAGAGAACUCAAGAACCAUUUUGUCAGGUUAUGUUGAUCACUUCCAGAGCCUUGAGUUUGAGGAUGUAGGAUGGGGCUGUGGUUGGCGAAACCUUCAAAUGCUCAGCUCACACUUGCUGGCACAAAGGCCACAAGCAAGAGAAGUCUUGUUUGGUGGUUUGGGAUUUGUUCCUGAUAUAUCUUCACUCCAGAGAUGGCUUGAGAUUGCUUGGGGAAGGGGUUUUGAUCCACCUGGUGCUGAUCAAUUCAAUCAUGCUGUUUAUGGCUCGAGAAAAUGGAUAGGAACCACGGAGUGUGCUGCCCUGUUGCGUUCAUUUGGUCUCCGAGCUAGAGUAGUCGAUUUCGGUCCUAAAGAAUAUGAAUCACUUUAUCUAUCUGUCCCAGGUUCAAGUGUUGGGGCGCUGCAGCCACUGAGAACUAAUAAUUGGAGGAAGAGGAAAGCAAUAAUUUCUGGACCAAUGGAUAGGUAUCUGUCUCGUACUGUUUCUCAAUCAAGUUGUAGCCAGAAAGAGAACUCAUGUUCUUCUCCCAAUGACACUGAUAGUAAUGCCAACAUAAGUAAGGGUCAUCAAGCUCUCAUGGACUUUGUGUGGAAUUACUUUUCUAACAAUAGCUCGAUCCAAUUUGGUCACAGGCGUGUUAUUGUAAGCGAGAAAACCCCCUUGUACUUUCAACAUGAUGGACAUUCAAGAACAAUAGUUGGAAUUCAAGUCAAGCAUCAACGGACAGGAACACUGCAAUAUAACCUCCUCAUUCUUGAUCCUGCUCAUAAAACGGCUUCUCUAGAAAAAUUGCUUAGGGAGAAAGUUGGAUGGCAGAGACUCGUAAAAAGAGGAAUCCACACAUUGAGGAAGCCACAAUACCAGCUGUGUUAUGUCGACCCUGGAAUUGCAAGUGAGGAGGAGAUGGAAAAACUCAAGACAAUUGAUAGUGUGUUCGUUGAAAUUUAG
This is a messenger RNA of Arachis duranensis, 1489 nucleotides long. RefSeq lists its product as uncharacterized. Bases 176 to 1489 code for a protein of 437 amino acids. The transcript has 6 exons. The record is from RefSeq and is a predicted model, not a curated record. NCBI's taxonomy places the organism in Eukaryota, Viridiplantae, Streptophyta, Magnoliopsida, Fabales, Fabaceae.